This is a messenger RNA of Conger conger (European conger), 1428 nucleotides long. RefSeq names its product kelch repeat and BTB domain containing 13a (gene kbtbd13a). The coding region runs from base 1 to 1428 and encodes 475 amino acids. Gene Ontology annotation, molecular function: protein binding. NCBI's taxonomy places the organism in Eukaryota, Metazoa, Chordata, Actinopteri, Anguilliformes, Congridae. The transcript has a single exon. The record is from RefSeq and is a predicted model, not a curated record.
AUGGCAAACCAGAGAGUGAGAGUGGAGGAGAGUGUUUUCUCAGUCGACAGGGCUCUACUGACAAGGAACUGUGAAUACUUCCGAGCUCUCUUCCAAUCGGGAAUGAGAGAAUGCGAGCAGGAAGAAAUUCACGUAAAGGGACUGCGUGCCCGUGGGUUCAUGGUCACCCUCAGCGUCCUCAAUGGUGAGCGACCCAUUCUGAACAGUGAAGAGAUCAUUGAGGCUAUAGAAUGUGCUGCAUUUCUUCAUGUGGAUGCUCUAACAAAACAUCUUAUUAAUAUAAUUAAUUCUGAUAACUGUUUGCUCAUGUACCACACAGCGGCCAUCUAUGGCCUGUGGGAGCUUUACCACAGUGCAGCUUUGUUCAUCCGAGACAUGUACUCUGAGCUGAAAGACGAUGUAAGGUGUUUGCCGGAUGAACUCUUAGAAUAUGUGGAAUCUCUGGUCCCUAAUACAUAUGUGACUGUUGGAACACACUCUCCAUCUAUCAAAUUGCUACAAGACUGCCAAAGAACAGUUUGUUACUUGGAUGAAGAUGAGAAGGACUGGAAAGUUUUGACUGAUUUACCUGUUGAUGCUAGCACAACCAUGGCUGGGGUGACAGUCCUCAACAACAAGCUCUACAUUGUUGGAGGUGUGCGUGAUGUGACCAAUCAAGUGGCGGAAUCCUGCUACUGCUAUGACCCUGCACUUGACAACUGGAGCACGUUUAUGGGCCCUCAGCAGCAUCGAUACAAUUUUACACUGGUGGGACAUGAGGAUUGCCUUUAUGCCAUUGGUGGAGAAUACGACAGAACCACCAUGUCAUCGGUGGAAAGGUACAACCUCUCAACUUGCACCUGGUCCUUUGUGUCCCAUCUACCUCGGCCUGUGGCCAGUGCAGCAUGCACCAAGGCCAUGAACAGGAUGUUUGUGUGUCUGUGGAGGCCCAUGGAUGCCACGGAUAUCUAUGAGUAUGUUCCUGCUGAAGACAGAUGGGUGCUCAUUACAACACUGAUACGCCAGCAGAGCUAUGGCCACUGCAUGGUGGCUCAUAAGGACAACCUUUACGUGAUGCGAAAUGGACCCUCCGAUGACUUCCUGAGAUGCAUGAUGGACUACUACAACCUCACUACGGGGCAGUGGACAGCCAUGCCUGGCCAGUAUCAAAACAGUAAAGGUGCCCUCUUUACUGCUGUUGUGAGAGGCGACUCUGUGUUCACAGUUAACCCAAAGAUGACACUGGAAUAUAUUAUUGAGGAGAAGAAAUGGAAGCCAAAGACAGAAAUGAAUGGCUUUCCCAGAAUUGGUUCCAUGUGGACAUUUUUGCUGAGGCUGCCGAAAAUGGGCAAACCGCCACGGGGUCACGGAGUCCUGAAUGGGUAUGAGCAGAAUUUAGAGAACAAUGUGUAUUGUGAAAAAUCACCCUCUUUACAAUGUGCUGAUUGA